Messenger RNA from Mytilus trossulus (common blue mussel), 4583 nucleotides. Its product is annotated as peroxisomal carnitine O-octanoyltransferase-like. Gene Ontology annotation, biological process: protein homooligomerization. The record is from RefSeq and is a predicted model, not a curated record. The coding region runs from base 197 to 2059 and encodes 620 amino acids. NCBI's taxonomy places the organism in Eukaryota, Metazoa, Mollusca, Bivalvia, Mytilida, Mytilidae. The transcript has 16 exons. Gene Ontology annotation, cellular component: peroxisome. Gene Ontology annotation, molecular function: carnitine O-octanoyltransferase activity; protein binding.
AAUUUAUUAUGAAUGUACUGAAUACUUGACUCCCUAUUACUGUAUCAACCAAGAAAUAGCAUCUGCUGGUCAAUUUUUGGGAUACGAUUGCGUAUAGACUUGUACUGGUGGCUCAUAGCAUUUCCCUUACGUCAAUCAUUUUAUUCUAAACAUAAAGGAACAUCUCAGAUUCUUAUGAUUGUCUUGCUUUAAAAGAAUGGCAGGUAACUUAGACCCAGACCUGAUUUAUAGUUCAACUGAAGAGAAGACAUUCAGUAAUCAGGAUAAAUUACCUCCCUUACCUGUACCUGAUCUUAGUCAUACACUGGACAGGUAUUUAGAUUCUGUAAAACCCCACGUAACACCAGAGCAAUAUAGACAGACAGAAUUUAUUGUUCAACAGUUUGCAUCUGGUGUUGGCAAACAAUUGCACAAGGAGCUUUUAGAAAAGGCUAAACACUCUAGAAAUUGGUUGGAAAGUUGGUGGGAUUCAGCUGCUUACUUAGAGGGUCGAUACCCAGUGGCACCUCAUGUUAACUUUGGUGGACCUGGACCAUAUAUUCACCACGUCUACCCACCAAAGGCAGGCACACAGAUAUACAGAGCUGGCAUGAUUUUGCAUUCAUCUCUAAAAUUCUGGCAGUUGGUUAGACAAGAAAAAUUAAGAAUAGAUAAAGACAGUAAAGGAAACAAGAUGUGUAUGAACCAAUUCCUCAGAGCAUAUAGUACCUGUAGAAUACCAGGGGCCCAUGUUGAUCAUUUGUCCUUCAACUUUAAAACAGAAUCACAAGGAGAUACACCUAGACAUGCUAUAGUGAUGUACAAGGAGAGGAUAUUUACAUUUGAUUGUGUUGAUGAAGAUUAUGAAAUAUUAACUCCUCCUGAAAUCAGUCAACAAUUACAAAAAAUCAAGGAUUUUUGCAAGACACAUCCACAGGGUCAAGGUGUGGGGGCACUAACAGCACUUGAAAGAACUCCCUGGGCUGAGAUGAGAAGCAGAUUAAUGGCUUUACAUCCUGAAAAUUUUCAUUAUCUACGGACCAUUGAGACUGCUAUUUUUGUUGCGACUUUAGAUGAUGCCAACCCUACUAGUGAAGUUGAAUUGUUUCAAGAAUCAUUGGGUGGAACACCAAUAGACAAAUGGUUUGAUAAAUCACUCAACCUUAUCUUUUUUGAAAAUGGGACAGCAGGUUCCAACUGUGAUCACACACCAGUGGAUGCAAUGGUUCUUGUAGCCAGUACAUAUUAUAAUGACCUGUUUAUUGCAAAAAAUAAAGGAAAAUGGCAGGGAAGUACUACAAAAAGAGAUUUACCAGAACCUGUACAACUUAUAUUCCAUGUAGAUGAUGUUAUUAAAGAUAAUAUAAUCAAAGCUAAACUUGACCACAAACAAGUAUCAGACAAUCUGCAGUGUAAUGCCAAGUUUUAUACAAAAUAUGGAAAGACAUAUUUACGCAGAAAUAAUCUACAUCCAGAUACACAUGUACAACUAGCAUUACAGUACGCUUACUAUAAAAUACACAAAAAACCCGGGCCAACAUAUGAAACAGCAACAAUAAGACGAUUUUAUAAUGGACGUACAGAGACAAUGAGGAGUUGUACAAGUGAAGCUUUGGAAUGGAGUAAAUCUAUGUGCAAUAAAAAUACUUCGGAACAGACAAAAUAUAAUUUAUAUCUGAAAGCUUCAAAUAAACAUAACAGAUUGAUGAGUGAAGCACAGGAAGUCAAAGGUUGUGAUCGACAUUUACUAGGGCUAUACCUGUUAGGAAGAGAACAAGGAUUACCUGUUCCACAAAUAUUUACUGAUCCUGCUUUUACUAAAAGUGGUGGCGGUGGUAACUUUGCCUUGUCUACAAGCUUUGUUGGAUAUACAACAGUUUAUGGUGGAGUGGCUCCAAUGGUGGAAGAUGGUUAUGGUUGUUUUUAUCACAUGGAACCUAAACAAAUAGCUGCUGUUGUAACGACAUGGAGAAGUUGUAAAGAAACAGAUUCUGUUGUGUUUAUGAAUGAAGUUCACCAAUGUUUCACAGAGAUGGGUGACAUGAUAGAGAAAGGCCAACAAACACAUGCUAAAUUAUGAAUAUUAGUGACAGAGAAAGGCCAACAAACACAUGCUAAAUUAUAAAUAUUAGCUGGCUCAAUACAGGUGUUGUGGGAUCAUUGUUCAUUAUGUGUUGUGUCUUAUCUAGCACUGCCUAAAUAGUUAUUAUUAUAUAAUAAACAGAUUUAUAUAGAAUAAGUGUGCAAUAAGCAGUCAACUUUAAUUAUCACAAAUUUGAUGGUCCAUACAAUAACUAUACCUGCCAACUGUCACUAUUCGCGGGGGAUUUCCCCCAUGGAAUUUUGAAAGAGCGAUGUUGUCCACAAUUUAAAUAAAACAAUUAAUUUUACAAUGACCAUAAGCUUAUAAAAGUAUGAAGAAGCCAAAAAACAAUAUUAGAAUGAAUUUGCAGGCCCCCUUUAAUGGUUUUUAGGACUAUGACAGCCAUCUGGCACACAAAAUCCCCAUGGGCAUUUUGAAAAGUUGGCAGGUAUUUAUAAUAAUUUAAGAUACUAGGAGUACAUAUUGGACAAAUCUUUCAAUUUGGGCCAAACAUCUUUCCAGGAAAUAACAGGAAUUUUUAAAUAAAAGGAGUGUGAGACAAAAACUGCAUGUUAUUCUGUCAAACAGAAUAUAAUCUUUUGUAUGAGAUAUAUAUGUGCCAUAAAUAUCCUGUGAGGAUAAGGGUUAACUAUUUGGUGGUCCCUUUUCAAAUCAUAUUUCAAAAUCUGCACUUUUAUAUUACUUUAUUGUCUCACACUGCUACCAUAGAAUAGAUUGUUAAUAAAACAUGAAAAGUAAUAUACAUGUUGAUUGUUCCACAAAAUGUGUUGAAAUCAAUUAACCAUGCAUAAUUAAGAACUGACUAAUUUGUUACUGUUUACUUAAUAUAAAAGUGAGAUGUGGUCUGAUUGCCAAUAAGACAACUAUCAGCAGUUCAAAUGAUGUGGAUGUAAGCAAUUAAUUUUCUGCUGGGAAAUGAUCAUCCAUAGUCCUUCAAUUGUUUGGUAUUUUAAAGAUAAGAAAUAACUGUUCUGUUCCUUUAAUUGAUAAAUGAAUUUUCUGAUUAUUGGCAACAGACAAUAUUGCUCAGGGUUAUUUCAAUAGUAAAUUACCUCCCUUUGAUGUUCUCUAUGUUUUUUGUUAUGUAAUGAUAUUUUUGAGCAUUUUUUUAAGAAACUGUAAUUUUUGUAUCUUUACAUAGAAAGUAUUUUGUUUUACUCUUUACGCUUCUGUAAUACCAAAGUUAUUUUGUAUUUUUAUGUCAAACUCUGAAAUAUAUUCCAUGUCUUUAAGAAUUAAGUAAACAUAGUCUUAAUGAGGGUACUUGUAUGCAAUAUUUUUUAUUGAUUCAGUGAUAUGUAUUUAUUAUUUUAAUUGAGAAAAGGGAGAAUACCUUGUUUUGUAAGAAACAAAAGAAAAGCAUAUUUUAAUAUGACUCUUGUUGAAUUCUGACUAAUUUUGUCAUUUUCAUUGGUCAUUUUUUUGGGGUUGUAAUGUCAUAAGAUUUUAUAACUCAUUUGAAAUAACUCAUAUUUGAUUGCAGUAUUUUUUGUGCUGAAAUAUUACAAAAUUUGGUAUUUUGGUAUCAGGGGGUAAAAGUGGGUUUACAUGCUGGGAAAAAAACCUAAAAAAAUAAAAAAAAUCAAUUUCUUCUAUGAAUGUUUUAUGAAAAAUAAAUUCAUUGUAACAAGAGAUAAUUAUUUGUGUUAGUUUUAAACUGAUAGUCUUCUUUUAUCAUAUUCCAGAAAUAAAAAAGCCUCAUCGAGCAAUAAAUUAAAAAUUAAUCUGGAAAAUUAUUUGUUUAUUCUCCUGAUUUUAUGAUUUUAAAGCAUUUUUCCUUAUUUUUUAUAUUUCAUAGGAUAUCUUUAAUUGCUAUUUUGUUUAUUUUCUCUUUGAAAUGGUUUUUUUUUUGAUUUUUCAUAUCAUGCUAACAGCUUAAGAUAGAAAACUAGUGCUAGAAACUUUAGGUGCAAAUACCAUUUUCAAUGUAAACAUCACAACAUUAUGGGACAAAUAUCAAUAAACAGAUUAUCAAUGGCCUUUCAAACUUAAGGAUGUUUCUAGGUCAUAUCUCAUUUCAGGGCAGUCACCCUUCAAUGAGAUUGUAGCUGAGAAACACCUUAUCUUUAAAAACCAUCAGCAAACUAUGAAUAUUACAUAGAAUAACUAAUAUAACAUGAAUACAUCUCACUAAGUCUGGAAACCAGUGUUAGAGGCUCCAAAAUCAAUACUAACUGUGCUAGCAAAGCCUUUGAAUUGUUCCUUUUAAAAUCUUGAUAUAAAAGAGCAGUACUGAUAAUCUAGCAAAAAGGUUGUUGACAUAUAUUAUGUAGAUUCUGUAAUGCUGUUAAAAUUUAUAUUGCAAUGAUAGAUGCAGCUUUAAUAUUUUUUAUUAGAUUGUAAAUGGCUAUAUUUUGGUGCAUUUAAUGUGAUUUAUUGUAUAAUUUAUAUUCAUUUAAACAUAAUGUUUUUAGUUAGAUAUUUUAUAGCAACUGACAAUGCAAUUAAUUUUACUAUAUACAAAUUCAAAAUAUUUUAAAAUAAAAUGAUCAGCACUUUG